Boleophthalmus pectinirostris (great blue-spotted mudskipper) is the source of this 2135-nucleotide messenger RNA. Its product is annotated as SRSF protein kinase 2-like. Lineage: Eukaryota; Metazoa; Chordata; Actinopteri; Gobiiformes; Gobiidae. The record is from RefSeq and is a predicted model, not a curated record. Gene Ontology annotation, biological process: regulation of mRNA processing; protein phosphorylation; spliceosomal complex assembly. Gene Ontology annotation, molecular function: ATP binding; protein kinase activity.
UCCAGUGUGGCACGGGACAAAAUACGCACGUCUACUGUGAUUGUACGUGUUUUCCCUCUCCCCGGUCCCCAAAACAAACUAGGCCACAACUGUAAACGACGACACAGGCAAGCGGUGGAUAUGUCGUCAGCAUAUGCAGCUGCUAUAUCCGCUCUUAUCACAAACAGCCUCUCAGAUACACCCAACCAAGCCAAUUCUGCCCCAGGGUCACAAACUACCCAGACUGACAAAAUCAGCUCACACAGUAAGCCAGCUCCCCACCUUAAGUCUGCACAGUCCCAGUCUCAACCACCAGAGCUUCCAGGCCCCAUUGAGGAACAGGAGAAUCCAGAAGACUACGGUGUUGGUGGUUAUUAUCCUGUGGAAACUGGAGAGAUUUUUGUUGACCGCUACCAAGUGGUGAAGAAGUUAGGAUGGGGUCACUUCUCAACAGUGUGGCUCUGUUGGGAUAUGGUAAAUAGGCAAUUUGUUGCUCUGAAGGUGGUAAAGAGUGCACAGACUUUUACAGAGACGGCUCUAGAUGAAAUCAAGCUUCUUAAAUGUGUGAUGGAGAGUGACCCCAAGGACCCCAGAAGGGAAAGAAUAGUUCAUCUCCUUGAUGACUUCAGAAUUGCUGGCGGAAAUGGGGAACAUGUGUGCAUGGUUCUUGAAGUGUUGGGCGACCAAGUGUUGAGAUGGAUUAUUAAAUCCAACUACACUGGUCUACCACUGCCCUGCGUCAAGAGAAUUGUCAGACAGGUAUUACAAGGUUUGGAUUACCUCCAUAGCAAAUGCAAGAUCAUCCAUACAGACAUCAAGCCAGAAAACAUUCUUUUGAGCGUGGAUGAAAAGUACAUACAAAAGCUUGCGGCCAGUACUAAACUAUGGCAGCUUCCAGUGCAGCCUGCGUCACCCAGCUCGACAGUGAACAAAAACCCCAGAGAUAAACAGAGUUUGUCCAACUUAUGGGGGAAGCUGACUGGGGUUUUCCAUUCUCUUGGGGAGUGGUCCAACAAAGUCUCCAAAAGUCCAUUUGAGCGACUGACGAGAAGAGACAGGAGUCGGCGGGGACAGAAGCACAAAGACAAAGCUCACAUUCCCUUCUCUGACGUGCCUAGCCACAGUCACAGCUGCACCGGCCGCUCAAAGAUCUCAGACCUGGAUGUCUCUUUCAGGAGACAGACACUGCUCCUGGAGGAUGGCCAUGACUCCACUCCUUACAGCUACAGAGAGUCCAUGUGCUCUUUACCAGACCUGAGCAGACAUUUUACUGUCUCAAGAUCUAUGUUACUACAACAGCCACCUUAUAAACAGCCACCUCCGAAGAAUGCUGAAGACUCAGAUAGUGACUUGGACUUAUUGAAUCCACAGAAUGCUGAUAAAAUCAAAACUAAAGCUGAUCUUGGCAACGCCUGCUGGGUGCACAAACACUUCACUGAUGGUAUCCAGACAUGUCAGUACCGCUCAGUGGAGGUUCUUAUCGGCGCUGACUACAGCACGCCUGCGGACAUCUGGAGCACGGCCUGUGUGGCUUUUGAGCUGGCCACGGGGGACUAUCUGUUUGACCCGCAAGCAGGAGCUACCUUUUCCCGAGAGGAAGAUCACAUUGCCCACAUAAUAGAACUGCUCGGACCACUGCCCUCCCAAUUUGCUCUUUCAGGAAAGAACUCCAAAUUGUACUUCAACCGCAAAGGUAACUUGCGGCGCAUUUCAAAACUCAAACCAUGGAGUUUAUUGGAGAUCCUGCUGGAUAAAUAUGAGUGGCCCAGAGAGGAGGCAGUCCAGUUCAGCUUGUUCCUGCAGACCAUGCUGGAGAUUUUGCCUGAGAGGAGAGCCACUGCUGCACAAUGUCUCAAGCACCCAUGGAUCACCUCCUAAAAACUGUAUACAUUUAAUUCUCUUUCCACACAUUUUCUUCACUCCCUGCCAAAGAAACAUUUGUAUGCACAGUUUCUCACACAAUAGUCCAAAAGAGGCACAUGUAUGACACUAAGGAAGCAAGAAAGAUGUAUGACUGUAAUUUAUUCAGACAAGGCUCAGUCUUCUAGAAACACAAGAAAACAAGAGAUGCCUCAAUACAUCACCCCAGGCAUUAAGCUAUUUUUUUUAUUCCUUUGAAAACAUCCAAACAUAUUCACUGAAAUUAAUAAAUUGGU